This is a messenger RNA of Fomitiporia mediterranea MF3/22, 375 nucleotides long. Its product is annotated as winged helix DNA-binding domain-containing protein. NCBI's taxonomy places the organism in Eukaryota, Fungi, Basidiomycota, Agaricomycetes, Hymenochaetales, Hymenochaetaceae. The transcript has 2 exons. The record is from RefSeq and is a predicted model, not a curated record. The annotation marks the transcript as partial. Gene Ontology annotation, molecular function: DNA-binding transcription factor activity, RNA polymerase II-specific; RNA polymerase II cis-regulatory region sequence-specific DNA binding. Gene Ontology annotation, biological process: regulation of transcription by RNA polymerase II.
AUGCUUGGACUCCCUCCUGAUGCACCCCUCAACCUUUGGAGCUUGCUUGAUCCCGAAACGCCGGAUGCGAAACCUCAGUAUAAUUAUCAUGUCCUUGUCAAGCUCGCUAUACUUGGCAACAAAGGACAGAAGGCUACUUUGCAAGAUAUUCUUAGGGCCAUCCGUAUGCGCUUCCCGUAUUAUGACAAGCUGUCGAAGCAAGAAGCGAUAGCCUUCGGGAACUCGAUUCGGCAUUUGCUGUCCCUUCUCGCAGCCUUCGUAAGGGAGCCGAAGCCAGUUACUGAGCCCGGCAAGGGUGCAUACUGGAGAGUCGACUUUUCGAAAGGUGAAGGCAACAAGCGUGUGCGUAAGCGCAAUAAACCUCAGAAGAAAUCA